Staurois parvus is the source of this 274-nucleotide messenger RNA. NCBI's taxonomy places the organism in Eukaryota, Metazoa, Chordata, Amphibia, Anura, Ranidae. The record is from the annotation of a GenBank genome assembly.
UACUGGAGAUCAGGGGUGGACUGACCAUUUGGAAACUCGGGCACUGCCCGAGGGCCCGGGGUCAGUAGGGGGCCCCAUGAGAUGCCCCUGGUACUUUUUUCAUAGGCUUUUUUGAGUUUGGGUAAGGACACAGGGGCCCCAUGAGUUCCACAUUCCGAGUGACCGAAUGGUCAGUCCGCCCCUGGUCUUUACAUACUUCACCAUUGGUGGCUUUUUCCAUUCCCCAUUUGGGUUGAGAUAUGUAGAGGCAUGUAUAGCAGCGGACCUUAAAGGG